Molecule: messenger RNA, 2845 nt
Organism: Lemur catta (Ring-tailed lemur)
Lineage: Eukaryota; Metazoa; Chordata; Mammalia; Primates; Lemuridae
Gene: PRKAR1B
Product: protein kinase cAMP-dependent type I regulatory subunit beta
Exons: 11
Coding region: 226-1371 (381 amino acids)
Biological process (GO): regulation of protein phosphorylation
Cellular component (GO): cAMP-dependent protein kinase complex
Molecular function (GO): cAMP-dependent protein kinase regulator activity
Source: RefSeq, a predicted model, not a curated record
UGGGGGCUCCUCCGGCUGGAGCCUUGGUGACAACAUCUACAUUUCACACAAUUGUCCCUAAGGGGGGGGCGAUAAAAGAACGACUGUGUAGCACCGGCCUGACACUCGCUCAGGGAGGCCCCUUCCCCACCGCCGUGUCUCCGGAGGAGCCAGAGCUGCGGGUCUUGGCCGGACCCUCUCCCUCCUGCGGGCCCUGAGGGCAGGGAGGAAGAAGACACCCCCGCUAUGGCUUCUCCACCCUGUGGGCCCUCGGAGGAAGAGGAGAGUGUGAAGGCGUGUGAGCUGUAUGUUCAGAAGCACUGCAUCCAGCAGGUGCUCAAAGACUGCAUCAUGCAUCUCUGCAUCUGUAAGCCAGACCGCCCCAUGAGGUUCCUCCGGGAGCACUUUGAGAAGCUGGAGAAGGAAGAACACAGACAGAUUUUGGCCCUGCAGAAGUCAAGCUCGCAGUCCGACUCCCACGAUGAUGAGGUUUCACCCACGCCUCCGAACCCCGUGGUGAAGGCCCGCCGCCGGCGCGGGGGCGUGAGUGCUGAGGUGUACACAGAGGAGGACGCGGUCUCCUACGUCAGGAAGGUGAUUCCCAAGGACUAUAAGACCAUGACUGCGCUGGCCAAAGCCAUCUCCAAGAACGUCCUCUUCGCUCACCUCGACGACAACGAGAGAAGUGACAUCUUCGACGCCAUGUUCCCCGUCACGCACAUUGCUGGGGAGACAGUUAUACAGCAAGGGAAUGAAGGGGAUAAUUUCUACGUGAUUGACCAAGGAGAGGUGGAUGUGUACGUGAACGGAGACUGGGUGACCAACAUCAGCGAGGGAGGCAGCUUCGGGGAGCUGGCGCUCAUCUACGGCACCCCCAGGGCCGCGACGGUGAAAGCCAAGACAGACCUCAAGCUCUGGGGCAUCGACCGUGACAGCUACCGGCGCAUCCUCAUGGGCAGCACGCUGAGAAAACGCAAGAUGUACGAAGAGUUCCUGAGCAAGGUCUCCAUCCUAGAGUCCCUGGAAAAGUGGGAGCGCCUGACUGUGGCCGACGCGCUGGAGCCCGUCCAGUUUGAAGACGGAGAGAAAAUCGUCGUCCAGGGGGAGCCGGGGGACGACUUCUUCAUCAUCACAGAGGGCACUGCAUCCGUCCUGCAGCGCCGGUCCCCCGACGAGGAGUACGUGGAGGUGGGGCGCCUCGGGCCCUCCGACUACUUCGGGGAGAUCGCCCUGCUGCUGAACCGGCCGCGUGCGGCCACGGUCGUGGCCCGGGGGCCCCUCAAGUGCGUCAAGCUGGACCGGCCCCGCUUCGAGCGCGUGCUGGGCCCCUGCUCCGAGAUCCUGAAGAGGAACAUCCAGCGCUACAACAGCUUCAUCUCCCUCACCGUCUGAGCUGCUGACCACGCCGAUGUGGUGGCCGUGUGUGCUUGUCUGUGUCGGGAGGUGGCGGCUGGGCGGGGCUGGCGUCCGGCCGUGUGGGGGCUGCCCCUUCCCCAGACUCACCGUUUGGAAUAAAUAAUCACCUCGUGUAUUUCAAAAACAAAGGGCAAGUGAGCCAAAUGCACCCGAGACCAAGGACAUGGCAGGCCAAGCUCCUUCCCACAUGUCACCUCGUCAGCCUCUGUGGGCGUGUCACGAGGACCCCAUCCCUCCGACAGUCAUCUGGUAGCCCUUGUAGCGCUCCUCCCCAGAACCUGGCCAAGACGUUGGCCCCACAGCCCCCAGUCCCCAGGAUGUCCAAGGGUGGGAUAGACUGUCAAACGGGGCUGUCCCCAGAGGGUCACAGGCUGAGAGCGAGAAGCUGAGGCUGAAGAGGGAGUAUCGAGCACUCCACUCCCGCCACCACAUACCCACCUGCCAGGGGCUUGUGGGGGACUCUGGGUGGGGGAGUCUCUGGCCUAGGCUGGAGAGGGUUGGGGUCCUGCCUUGGGGACAGUGCCACUUGGCUGAGAGUGACCCACCUGGGCGGUGCUCUCGUGGGAUGCUGGGAAGAGCUGCAUGAUUUUGGUGGCUUGCCCUUGCUUUUCUUAGAAAGCCCAUCCAGAUGGGUUGGGUACGCUGCCAGACACUUAGGGACACUUGUGGUGCCCCCACUGGGCUGGACACCUGGACGGGAGAAAAACACAAUUUGAGUUUGUGACUUUCCGAGAUCCAGUGGGUGCUGUUCUGGGUCCCUGUUCCCUUGGCGUCAGGGGGAAUCUCGAACAAUGUCUGGUUCCACUUCUUCCCAAAGCAGCUGCUUUAGAGACCUUGCCGGUGGGGGAGGAGGGGUUUCUGAAACAUAUUCUGAUAAAGUCCUAGGACCAGGGUCCCCUUCUGAGUCCUUCCCUAGCCGAUACACCUAUUGCUGAAGAGAAGUCCCAGGAGACACAUGCAAUUCAUCACCCCAGGCUCUGUUGUCCUGCCAUAAGGGACGAGACCUAAGUCGGACAAGCCUUGGGUCCCACCACCUACAUCGUCGUUGACUGACGUGUCCCUUCAGUCCCACGGUGGCAAAGUGAGCCAGGCCCAAGGGGGGUAAGCAAGUGCAGGGAGCUUCACCGUAGCUUCUGGGUGUCCUGAAAUGCAGUGACAUCGUGCGGUGAUCCCGACCUUGCUCCGGCUGUGCACGUCCGAAGGAGGCCAUCUGUGGUCUGAGGUGACAGUGCAGGCCCUCCCUGGAGGUAGCACAGGCGUCAGAGCCCCUCCCCGCCCAGCCCUGGCCCCACCGCCUUGCCCCACCUUUGCCUGUGGAUGUCUCUGUGUACCUGCGAGCCCUGCCACGCCCCCCGCCCGUGCUCUGGAUGCUGCAUGAACUAUUAAAUGUGCAAUGAAGAACCUCUUCCUGACUCGGAGGUUUCGGUCUGCGAUCUGUUGUAGAGAAAGG